Messenger RNA from Closterium sp. NIES-67, 2022 nucleotides. The record is from the annotation of a GenBank genome assembly. Lineage: Eukaryota; Viridiplantae; Streptophyta; Zygnematophyceae; Desmidiales; Closteriaceae.
GUGUUCUUUCGUUGCCAACCAUUUCAGAGGCAGAAACCACUUCUACUGCUCGCAGUGGGUAUUUUCCCACCUAGAGCUAGACAAGGAUAGGCGUGUACUAUAGCUUCUAUUCGUCCAUUCUAAACCAUCUUGUAGUUUCUGUAAGGCAUCCGCUUUUUCCUGUGGUUCGGUCGGCAGCAAUGGCGGCGCAUCCAGUGCGCUUGCCGGCUACAGGCAUGUCGACGCCAGUUCAACUAGCGGCACUUCCGUCCUGGCGAGUCGCGAACGUUUCCUUCAACCGGGUCCCAAUACUUCGAGGUCGCAUUUUCACUCGUGGUGCGAUCGAGCCAGAUGCCGACGCCAAAAUGAGGAAAGCAGCGCUCGUUGUUUCCCCGACCCGCGCGCUUCCCCCGGUGAGCGACAAGUGGCGCGCGGCAUUCUCGAGGGCAACCCAGAAGCUGGUGGACGUAGAUUCGCGCGGGCGGCGGCAGGUUGUGGCGGCGGAGACGCAGAAGGAGCUGGCGGAAGAGCGCGCGCGCGGACGCUGGCAGGUCAUGUGGGAACGGACGCGCGAGUGGCUGGCCAAGGAGAAAGCGCGGGGGCGCGUGAAAGUGGCGCGCGCGCACGAGAAGGAGAAGGUGGAGGAGGAGAAGGCGCAGCGGCGGUGGGCGGUGGUGAAGGCGAAGGGCGAGCAACGGAUCGCGGCGGAACGGGUGCGCGGGAUGUACGACGUUGCGUGGGCCCGCGCGAACGAGCGGCUCACUCAGGUGAAGGAGCAGGGGCGCUGGCAGGUGGCGUGGGCCAACGCGCAGAAGAGACUCGCGCAGGCGGAAGACAAGUUCAAGGGGCGCAACCCUGUAGCUCAGGCGGAGGUGAACGCGCGCCUAGCGGAGGAGAAGGCGCGGGAGCGGUACCAGGUGGAGUCCGCGCGCGCGCGGGCUCGGAUGGCGGAGGAGCGCGCCAAGGGGCGCGUGAUGCUGGCGAGCGCGCGGGCGAACCGACAGCUGGUGAAGGAGAAGAUGCGCGGGCGGGUGAAGGUGGCGUGGGCCAAGGCGAAGGAGCGCAUCGAGCAGGAGCGGGCCAAAGGGCGGCUGAGCGUGGCGUGGGCCAAGGCGACGGAGGCGAUGGCGGGCGAGAAGGCGCGCGGCAGCUGGGACGUGCUGGUGGCGAAGACGAGGCAGCGGCUGGCGGAGGAACGGGAGAAGGGGCGGUUCGACGUGGCGUGGAGCCGGGCGAAGGGGUGGCUGGAGGCAGUGCAGGGGAGGGGCGGACAGAAGAGGAUCAGCGGCCCUACGGUGAAGUACAGCAAUGGCGCUAAGAUCAUCGACCUGUGAUGCCGUGCCACGUGAUGCGAUUGUGUAGAAUGCGAUUAGAGUGGGAUGCGAUUGAAUGGAAUGCCAUUGAGUGGGAUGCCAUUGAGUGGGAUGCCAUUGAGUGGGAUGGCAUUGAGUGGGAUGGCAUUGAGUGGGAUGCCAGUGAGUGGGAUGCCAUUGAGUGGGAUGCCAUUGAGUGGGAUGCCAUUGAGUGGGAUGCGAUUGAAUGGAAUGCCAUUGAGUGGGAUGCGAUUGAAUGGAAUGCCAUUGAGUGGGAUGCCAUUGAGUGGCUCUCCCUCGCUAUUUAUCUGCUCCGUAAUCUCCUUGGCGUUCAUUCUAUUGGACUCAAAGAGGUGGUUUUCCUAGGACGAGGGACUUCAAGCCUUCAGAGCUCUGCAUCCAGCAGCUGCCAGGUUGCUGGACGCCAGGCCGUGGCCCAAAUAAUUUCCCCAGAGUUGCUGCUAGUCAGCUAACUGUGCAUAGGCUGAGCCUCGUGCAUGAUCCUCUCUCUUGCCACUCUCCAUGGCCCCUGCCUCCACAUUCCUUAUUGGGCUUCCAAGAUCUCCACUGCCUGUGUGAUAGCUGGAGGAGUACCCCUAGUAGUGAUCUGGUAGCAGGACAUUUCUAGCAUAAUUCGGAGGGAGGUACUAGUCAGAUCGCAUGAUUUGGCCAAGGCGGCAAGCUACUAUUCAAAGACAAGUGUUGGUAAUGGUAAUGCAUGCUGGCGUCA